This is a messenger RNA of Alternaria postmessia, 615 nucleotides long. RefSeq lists its product as uncharacterized. The record is from RefSeq and is a predicted model, not a curated record. NCBI's taxonomy places the organism in Eukaryota, Fungi, Ascomycota, Dothideomycetes, Pleosporales, Pleosporaceae. Bases 1 to 615 code for a protein of 204 amino acids. The transcript has 2 exons.
AUGGGCAACGCAACCUCUGAACCUACCGUACCAUCUAUCGCCGUUCCUUCAGCUCCCCUCGCAGAAGCACAGCCAGAAGGAACAUUGUUACCCCUAACAUCAUGGGAGUACAAGCAAUACAACCAACUCGCCAUCAAGAUGGACUACUUUCACAACAUAUUCCGCGACUCAUGGCGCACAAUGGCCACAGCGUGCCAGAACGGCGCCCCCUUCCCACCACAAACCUCACUAUCUUCCUUCCUCGACGCAGCACUGCACUUCUGCACCCACCUAAAAGGCCACCACGACCUCGAAGAAACCUACUACUUGCCCAUCUUGGCGCGCAAAAUGCCGUGCUUCGCAAAGGAAAUGGAGAUGCCGAGCCAGCACAAGCAGAUCCACGGCGGCUUGCUGGAGCUGAAGCGGUUCCUGGAGGGCAAGCAGCGAGAUUUAGAGAAAGGCCAGAUGAUGGAGAGUAGUAACGGUCAGGGAUUUGAGUGGGAGAGGAUGAAGGAGAUUAUGGAUACGUUUGGGGAUGCGCUUUGGCGGCAUUUGGAUGAGGAGGUUGAGAUGCUGGGCGCGGAGAAUAUGAGGAGGUAUUGGACUUUGGAUGAGAUGCGAUGUAUGCCUUUCUGA